This is a messenger RNA of Sphaeroforma arctica JP610, 438 nucleotides long. RefSeq lists its product as hypothetical. The transcript has 3 exons. Gene Ontology annotation, cellular component: cytosol. Gene Ontology annotation, molecular function: iron-sulfur cluster binding; ATP binding; ATP-dependent FeS chaperone activity. Bases 1 to 438 code for a protein of 145 amino acids. NCBI's taxonomy places the organism in Eukaryota, Ichthyosporea, Ichthyophonida. The record is from RefSeq and is a predicted model, not a curated record. Gene Ontology annotation, biological process: iron-sulfur cluster assembly.
AUGUAUUCACACAAUACAGAGUUAUCUGGAGAGGGCCACGCAAAUCCCAACUGGUGCGACAGUUUCUAUCUGAAGUUUACUGGGGUAAAAUGGACUAUCUAUUAUUUGACACCCCCCCCCGGCACCUCUGACGAGCACCUGACUAUAGUCCAAGCUCUCAAGGCCUGCAAUCCGGAUGGAGCGAUAAUCGUCACAACUCCACAGGAUGUGGCCCUUGCCACUAUCCGCAAAGAGCUGAACUUCUGCAGUAAAAUGAAGGUCAAGGUGCUUGGCGUUUUGGAGAAUAUGAGUGGCUUUCAAUGCCCGUGUUGUCGAGACGUGUACGAUCUUUGGCCCAAUGCGAGCGUGGAGAAGCUAUGCACCGAGUAUGGCGUGCCGUAUCUGGGGAAGGUACCUGUAGAUCCGUCUCUUUUCGCAAUGUUAUGUUGCUCGCAUUAA